Misgurnus anguillicaudatus (oriental weatherfish) is the source of this 3856-nucleotide messenger RNA. The record is from RefSeq and is a predicted model, not a curated record. NCBI's taxonomy places the organism in Eukaryota, Metazoa, Chordata, Actinopteri, Cypriniformes, Cobitidae.
AACAUUUUUGGGAGUAACUUAAUAUUGUGAUGCAUUACUUUUAAAAGUAACUUUCCCCAACACUGGACAUGAUAUCUUGUUAUUAUGAUAGAUUACAUAAUAUCUCUUUAUAUGAUAUGUAAAAUAAUAUUUGGCACUGGCAGCAAUGCAGGAUGCUCCGGGCGUUUCUCAAGAUUGGAAUGUUUGGGGAUUUUUGGACUCGGUGACUAUAAAGAGUGAAGUUUGAUCAGUUUGACAGAAACUGGGACAUUAGCUUAAUUGCUUGUUUCUUGUGUUAUUGCUGAAGACUUGGUGCCUUUGAUUGAAAGUAUUAGUUGCGAACUUUAUGCAUUGGACAAGAAGUCUGAAUGCUAAUAUUCUAACCUUAGCUUCAGGACAGCCCACGGAAGGAGUCUUCUGAGAAAUAUGUGUUUACGGAAGGAAACAGGCAAAGAGACGAAGGAGGAGCAAAAGGGAAGACGGCAGAAAGGCUCACAUAAGCAAAGAAGAGCUCAUCAGAACUACGUACAACAGUAAUGAUCGAAAUGAUUAAGGACCAAGAACGGACCAAGAAAAUUAAUACGAGAAAUGGAAAGGGCCGCAACUGAACCCAAUAAAGGGGCAAAUUUAAGAAAUAUGAUGGAAGAAGUUGAAUCUUUAAUCAAAUCUGUUCUAGAAGGAAUUUAGUUGAUUUUUCUUUCUAUAUGAUAGUAACUUGUGUGUUUUGUGGUUGCUUCAUGUCAUGAACUGCUUGCUUAAGAAAGGAAGUCUGGGCAUAACUAAAGAGAGAAGCAAACAGAUUUGUGUCCGAAUAAGGAAAGAGGCUGAAAGUCCCCUGGUGUCAUCAUGGGGGGUUUUAGCAUUAUAAAUGUGGGAGGCCCAGUUAGAUCUGGGCCGUUCCUCAUGGUGAAGACUACUCGUAUUUUUAUUUCUGUUGCUGAUAUUGUUUGUUAUGAAAAACUUUGUUCAUUAAACCGAAGCCAUCUGUCUAUGGCGAUUCGUAAACUUUCUGUUAAAUAAGUCUCUGAGUGAGUUUAUUUAUUGAAACGAGAUAGUUUGUUUUUGGACAAAUCAUAGACCAGCGCCUCAGAGCCGGAUCCAGCUGAGCCCAGCCCGGACACCGCCCAAGGUUACUGAAUACAUAGCAACGCGCUCAAUUGAGAGAAUGAUGAACUGCUGCGGUCUCGUCACUAAAGAAAAACAGCCAGUUUCUCUGAAGAGCAUCGGAGUUGAGGUGCAGGUGAAGAGUCAUGUAGCUACAGUCACCUCCACUCUGCAGUAUGUGAAUGAGGAAGAGCGCCACCUGGAGGCCUUGUUUGUGUUUCCUCUGCCUGCUGAUGCUGCUGUCUGUCACUUCAGUGCCAAGAUCGGAGAUCAGGAGAUUGUGGCAGAGGUUCAAGAUAGAGAAACUGCGAGGGAUCAGUAUGAUGAUGCUGUGAGUUCGGGUCAGCAGGCGUUUCUGUUGGAAGAGAGUGAAGAAAGUUCUGAUGUGUUCAGACUGAGUGUUGGGUGUCUGUCACCGGGUCAGAACGCUGACAUCACCAUCACAUACAUCACUGAACUCUCUGUGCAGGCCGACCACUCGCUGCGCUUCUGUCUGCCUGCUGUACUCAACCCCAGAUACACACCAGCAGGUUCAGAUGCUGGAAUAGUUUCAGAGAUUUCGUCAUGUGACUCUGUUCCCUACACUUUGACUCUUAGUGUUCAUGUGCGCUCUCCAAACCCCAUCUCCAAACUAGAGUCCAACUGUACUCUGGAUCCUCUUGUGUUCCUCAACUCUGAUCACACUCAGGCAACGGUGAAUCUGAGUUCUGGUCACAAGUUUGAUAAAGAUGUUGAGUUGUUUCUGUACUAUCAGAAUACCCAUCAGCCCACUGCUAUAGUGGAGGCAGGAGUGACCACUGCAAAACCAGGUUCUCUGAUGAGUGACCCAGUGGUGAUGAUAAGUUUGUACCCAGAAUUCCCAAAGGAAGUGAUGUCAUCAUUAGCAUCUCGAGGCGAGUUUGUUUUUGUGAUUGACAGAUCAGGCAGUAUGAGCUCUAUGAUGCAUCAUGGGGAAGGAGCACAGAUGCGUAUAGAAAGUGCAAAGGAAACUCUGCUGUUACUGUUGAAGAGUCUGCCCAUGGGCUGUUACUUUAAUAUCUAUGGAUUUGGCUCUCGUUUUGAGUCCUUCUUCCCUCAGAGUGUUGUGUACAAUCAGGACACAAUGGAUCAGGCACUAAUAAAAGUCAAUGAAAUGACAGCAAACAUGGGCGGCACAAAGAUUUUACAGCCCCUGAAACACAUCUACAGUCAACCCUGUUACCCUGAACACCCCAGACAGUUGUUUGUCUUCACUGAUGGAGAGGUGGGAAACACUAAAGUGGUUCUGGAUCUUGUGAAACUUCAUGCUAAAUCUCACAGGUGUUUCUCAUUCGGGAUUGGUGAGGGUGCAAGUACCGCCCUCAUCACAGGAAUGGCCAGAGAGGGAUCUGGACACGCCCAGUUCAUUACAGGCACAGACCGCAUGCAACCCAAAGUGAUGGAGUCUCUCAGGUUUGCUCUUCAGCCUGCAGUGAACAAGAUCUCAGUACAGUGGAAAGUACCAGAUGGCAUUACUGUUGACACGCUGUCUCCACCCAUCAAUGUGAUCUUUCAAGGUCAAAGGUCACUCAUUUAUGCACAACUUAAAGGACAGAGUUCAGAAAGCUCUGAAGGAUCAGUGAUAGUUCAAUACAACCUGAAAGAUCAACCAGUAACAAACCAGCUUCACUUCUGCCUUAAACCAACUGAGGACACUGGGUUGUCCAUCCACCGUCUGGCGGCCCGGUCUCUGAUUCGCUGUCUGGAGCAGGAGGAGAGGACAGGAGGUGUAGAUGUGGAGGAUAUAAAGAGGAGGAUGGUGGAGAUCAGUGUUGAAGCAGGAGUGAGCAGUGUUCAUACAGCCUUCAUUGCCAUUAAUAAAAACAACAGAGAGGCUUUGAAAGGACCUCUGAUACAGAGAAGAGUACCAACACAAGGGAUGUGUAUGCCGAACAGGUAUAUGCGCAAUAUGGAUGAUGUCUGUUACCUGAUGUGUAUGUCGAACAGGUCUAUGCGCAAUAUGGAUGAUGACGUCUGUAACCGGAGGUCUGCGCCGAACAGGUCUAGAGACAGGACGAAUAGAAACUGUAUGAAGCCCAUGAUGAACAGGCCUAUGCCCAUGAUGGCUAAUGCAUGUGCAAAACCUGAUCUCGAUGAGGAUCUUUUACUUCAGCUGAUUUCUCUUCAAAAGGCUUCAGGCUGCUGGGAACUGAACGCUGCUUUGGCUCGAGUGUUUGGAAAGACUGAAGAUGAGCUGACCAAUCAGAAACCAGCACAGGUGGAUGGGUCAGUGUGGGCCACUCUUCUGUCUCUCAUCUGGUUAUACGGCUAUAAAAUACAACAACAGAUUGAGUGGCAGUUUGUGGCCAUGAAGGCGGCGUCAUGGAUCGGCUCUCAGAACGUGGUCAGUCUGUCUCAGUGUGUGUGUGAUGGGAAUCAUCUACUGGGAUGUCAAGUGAAAGAAGAAACUUUGGGAAUCUGAAGACUUCAGUGUUUCUACUUUCUGCGAUGUCAGAAGGCAUUUAAUCCAUAGUAUUAGCUGCAAGGGGUUAUAUUAUUAUGAAUAUUUUCAUUUAUCCAUGGGGAUCCAAUUUGGUGCUUUGCAACUUUACUACAACUUUCAGAAUUCAAAACCUUCUCUCUGGUCCAACGGGUGUGGGAAAAGGUUAUGAAAUAUAAAUGAUGACUGAUUUGGUGCAAAAAAAAAAAAAAAUUGUUUAAUUAACCACAUAUUUUAAAAAGUGUCUUUCUUCCUGAAUAAAAUGGUAAAUAUAUAUAAAAAAUACUAAAUAUAUAAAUAAAAAAUACUGACAUA